AUGGCUACAACAGCAGGGGAGAUCCUGGGAUUGGAUUGGUUUGCUAUCCAGCUUUCCAAUUCUUUCUGGUUCGCUCCUGGAUUCCUCACUCGUCGAACUGUUGCUAAGCGGUUUUUACACCAGGUAUCAAUUCGGCUGAAUCAGAUGUUGCUUGGACUCUCAAGAUGUGCAUGCGCCUGUGUUUGCCUCAGACUAAGGGUCACAGGGACUCUCCACGAAGACUGCCCUAGAGGGAUGUGGUCUUGUCAGGUUAACAGUGCUAGAUGA
Messenger RNA from Dovyalis caffra, 267 nucleotides. NCBI's taxonomy places the organism in Eukaryota, Viridiplantae, Streptophyta, Magnoliopsida, Malpighiales, Salicaceae. The record is from the annotation of a GenBank genome assembly.